This is a messenger RNA of Stereum hirsutum FP-91666 SS1, 1132 nucleotides long. RefSeq lists its product as uncharacterized. The record is from RefSeq and is a predicted model, not a curated record. The transcript has 8 exons. Lineage: Eukaryota; Fungi; Basidiomycota; Agaricomycetes; Russulales; Stereaceae. Bases 1 to 1002 code for a protein of 333 amino acids.
AUGGCCGACAAUUCGUGUCCAGGAUGGGAUCCGAGGUACCCUCGGGACAUACGGAUUGCGAUGCAAUCAACGGUGGUAGAUGGAGUAUUUUAUGGUAUAUUUGCGUGUCUAAUCAUUAUGUCUACGUAUACAUUGGUCUCUCAAGGCUUGCGACAGUCGUAUGCACGGAUCAUCCUCCUCGCGGUCACCAUAAGCAUGUUCGCUAUAUCGACCGCCCACCUUAUCAUCACGACACUCUCCUUCCUCAUUCAAUGGCCGUAUAUUUGUGCCACUGUCGCUCCAGAUAGCUUCUAUGCCCAACUGGAGUGGAUGAAUAUAGCAAUCGAUGUUAUGGGAAGGACGCAAUACUUCAUCAGUGAUUGUGUGGUCGUGUGGCGUGCAUGGGUCAUUUGGUAUGAUAAGCGUUGGAUUCGAAUGUUCCUUCUGUUCUCUCUUCUUGGGACCGCUGUAACUGGGUCCGUUCUCGUCGUUCUGAAUGUGCGGGAGAUCAAGUUUGACAAUCAUUAUACGGCUCUCGAGUGGAACAUGUUGGGGACCUUUGGGCUAUUCGUUACCAACUUUGGUGCGACAAUCGCGAUCGCGGUCAAAGCUUGGCUUUUUCGGCGGUCGGUCAAGGAAUUUCUGAACCGCGGUAGCUCAAAGUCGAAGGUCGAAAGCGUGCUGACCCUUCUAGUGGAGUCUGGCGCUGUAUACUGUAUAUACUGGGUCGUGGAGUUCGUUACAGACUUCGGUGUGUUGGGUGACUUCGAUAUUGGGUGGGCCCAACCUAACAUAUCGGGCAUCUAUCCUACACUCAUCAUACUCCUUGUUGCUCUGCAACGUUCUACUCCCGAGAAUGUCUUUACAAUAUCAGGAAUACCCUCCGCUUCUCCAGAGCCUAUGCGAUUCGAUCCUGCUUCAGAUUUGAAACAAGCACAACGGUCCGAGCUCUCUGAGAGCGAAUUUCUAUCAGAUAAUAUUGUCGACACCAUCCAUUCUCGGUACGACAGAAGUCAGGUAUGAGGGCAUUCAAUCGUAUGCAAAGGUCACAGUCGUGAUAUAUUAGUCGUGACGCAAUGUUUUGGUGUCCCAAAAAGUAGAUAUAUUUCCACAGGACCAGAAACGUUCCCGCUAUUGCUUAUGAAUAUUUACC